Messenger RNA from Cyclocybe aegerita, 594 nucleotides. The record is from the annotation of a GenBank genome assembly. Lineage: Eukaryota; Fungi; Basidiomycota; Agaricomycetes; Agaricales; Hemipholiotaceae.
AUGUGGAUGUUCAGAGAACGGCCAGACUGUGGAACAACGCGCGCCUUGAAUUCAUAUCGCGGAGAGCGGAGAGGGUUCGAGUACAAAACUCCUCGAAUACGCCUCACGCCAAAGGAUCUCGAAGGCACUAGGCUGGCGAGGCCGAAGAUCUUACACUUCAUAUGCUCACCUUCCCGAGCAUCGUCCAUCAUGUCUGAGGUUCAAGAUGGGUGGAAGCCAAUUACGGUAUACGAGCCUAUUCCUGAUCGGUGUAUCCCCGAAGAGCUUCCAGCACUGAGAAAGGUUCUGGCCCGGAUAUCGGUCCUGAGUCCAAAUGCCGAAGAAGCCCUUUCACUGUUGUCUCUUGCCGUCUCCACGUCGAAAGACGCGAUUGAAAAAGCGGCCGACCAAUUCCUCGACAUGGGAGUUGGUGAAAAUGGCGAUGGUUGGGUUGUUAUUAGGAGUGGUCCACUUGGCGCAUACAUAAAGUCUCGCAAGACGAGUGGCUCUUGGGUGGAAGCCUUCUGGACGGCCGAGAAUGCUGAGAAGGUCGUUGAUGUAACUGGUAAAGCUGUUGCUUUCGGCUUCGUGAAGGCGAAUCUCAUGAAGGAGUAG